Chaetomium strumarium is the source of this 735-nucleotide messenger RNA. RefSeq lists its product as uncharacterized. The transcript has a single exon. Bases 13 to 612 code for a protein of 199 amino acids. The record is from RefSeq and is a predicted model, not a curated record. NCBI's taxonomy places the organism in Eukaryota, Fungi, Ascomycota, Sordariomycetes, Sordariales, Chaetomiaceae.
GUUUACCCAUCGAUGUAUUAUGGCGACGACCCUACUCUUAUCAUUAGCGUCGCUGCCAUCGGAGAGAGGAACAGACCAGCCAAUAGCAUUCUCGCGCACACCAUGGCUCGUCAUCCAAUCGAGACAAUGAUCCGCCUGGAUAUCGGUGGCCUCCCUAGGAAUCCUCGUCCCGUCAACAAGAAGGAGCUCGAGCGGCGUAUCCAGCGCAUUAUCAACCAUUCCGAGGUGGUCACCUGGACCCGCGACGGCGACGGACUUGUCACUACGAGUGAAAAACUCGCCAAUCCGGACGGCGAGCUCCGUCUGCAUCUUGAUUACCGCAACCCGAGCAUCGAGGUUGCUAUCAAAUACAGCGAGAUCUUGCACGCAAUCCAAAUGAGCGAGGUGGCUCGGGUUGGCAUCGCCAGGCCCCCCUCCCCUCCCCUGCAGUCCUCCAUCCUGCAGUCCUCCAUGGUCCCCCUCUUCUUCCGGUUCUCAGGCCACUACCGCUUGCCCGCCUCUCCCAACACAAGUGCCGCGGUGUUUCGCCACCUUCCGAACACGGUGAACCGGGCCCGGAUCGCGGUUGCUCCUUGGAGUCAGCUGUUGCUACGGCUCCUUCGCAAGCGAUAAGUGUUGUCAAGGUGUUGGAGGACGAGGGGAACGAUGAAUGUGCUGCUUGGGGGAUUCCCUGGUGUGGGCACCGACUGUGCUUGUUUGUCGGUACCUGAGAAGAGGAAAUGGGGUAACAUUGUG